AAGCAAGCAGUCUGCGAUCAGUUUUGUUUGUUUAAAGUAAAGGAAAGUUUCUAAAAGAAAGCGUGAGAAGUGGUGCGCGUGGAUUUGCAGGCUGAGAAGGACGGACAUCCAGCUGUGGAGAAGAAGAAGAACUGCAAUUUCCCACAGCAUUCGCACAACAUCUGAUGACAACAUCAAAUAUUAACAGUGUGUGAGGAGGCCUUGGGCCUUGAGUCACUAGAGAGGCCCCGGACACAGAAAGAAUGUCAUCCGACCUGGACUCCAGUCUGACCAGCAUCGACUGGCUGCCUCAGCUGGGAAUCAGCAGCCUGCGGUCAGGCAAAGAGAGAGGAGAAGGAGGAGAAAACGACAACAAGAAAGAGAGAGGGAGAGAAAAGGCCGACUUUCUACCCGCCGUCCCAGCCCCAUCUCUCUCCAACUCCAAAGGAAAGCCCCCUCACAGCUAUGCGACUCUCAUUGCCAUGGCAAUUGCUUCUGCCCACGAGAGGAAGUUGAGUUUGAAUGAUAUCUACACCUGGAUCAGCGACACCUUUCCCUACUACAGCCGAGCAGGACGCGGAUGGAAGAACUCCAUUCGACAUAACCUCUCGCUCAAUAAAUGCUUCAGGAAGGUUCCCAGACCUCAGAGUGACCCUGGAAAGGGGUCCUAUUGGACGAUGGAUGCACCUUCAGAGGUGACUCAAAUGAGGGCACCCAAACGUCCCUAUCCAGAAGAGGAGGAGGAGGAGGAGAAGCAGAAAAUUCCUCAAGUAUCAGUGGCCCAAGCACAGAAAAGACCCUCACCCCAUCAACAACCACAAGCAACCUCCCGGACAGACCAGCUUCUUCAACCAGAGCCACCAGGAGCCAUCCAGCAACCAUCACCUCAGCACGUCUCCCUCUCUCCUCCUCUGUGCAAGCAGCAGCGAUUACCCUACACGCCUUCUCCUGUCUCUAUGCUGCCUGCUCCUCAUUCGUCUGUCUCUCCUACAGCUGUGCCCUCCUCUGCUGCCCCCCUGGCUACCAUCUCGACCCUGCCUCCCCCCCAGCCAACAGCUCCCGCUCUUGCCAUCUCCACCACUUCUGCUCCAGUCAUCCCCAUUGCCAUUAUGUCUGCACCUCCUCCAGUUGCUCCCUCCUUCUCUAUUGCCGCGCUAUCUGCCCCUACUAACUCAGGGCCAAUACCCCACUACACUUUCUCUGUUCCCCUUAACUCGGCGCCCAUGCCCGUUUCCACUUUGUCCGUCCCGGUUCACUCUGUGCCUUCUGUGUCCAUCGCUGCUCACUCUGGUGCUCCUCCUGCUGUUUCAUCUCACUCCAUCGCUGACCCCCCACUGCGUUUCACCUUCGAUGAGUUGAACCUGCCGGAUCUGUACGCAUCCUUCAAGUCCUUCUUCAAGACAGUGCGAGAAAGAGGGGGCUCACAAUCGGAUGGGGCUUCCUCGUUGAUGUCGACCAAUGACAUAACCCCACUGCACACUCCAACCUUACUACCGAUGUCCCCUCACCCUCCGCCUGCACUGGCUGCACCUCCUCCUGAGAUGGAACGCCCCUCUCAUCAUUUGGUGCCGGCUGACUGGUUCAGUAACACCGACUCUCUUAAGGAGAGCUUCCGCAUUGCCAGCAAUCUAGACUGGGCUAACAUAGACCUCUCCAGUCACCCAGACCUACUGGAGAGCAUGCGCCAGGCAGAGCUCUGUGACUGGGCACUGGACCCGGCUCUCUUCACCUCCCUCUGUGAUUCACUUAACCGCUUCUUCACCCAGAAGGGCAUGAUCGGCUCCUGCUCCGGAAAUAACUCCCCACUGGCCCUCGGUCCCCACCCUUCUUUCCAUGUCCCACCCUUCAGUCCAUCUCUUACCCUGGCCAGCCUCACGCACCCCUCACCCCUCCCAUAUCCCACAGCAGUUGCCUCUUCCAAUGGACAGCCCCCCAGGAGGUUCCUGCCCCCCCAGGGACAGAGGGCCCCUUUAACACAGACUGCUACUACCAGCGUUGGGAUCCAGCCUCCACCGAUGGCACCCAGCCCACGUCCUCCAUUAAAGCACCUCCGAGGCAACAGCGAGGAGAUCCAAGAUGACUUUGACUGGGAUUCCCUGAUCGUCUGACCACACAGCCAGCCGUCCAUCAUCCGCACCGCUUAUCCUGCUCUCAGGGUCACGGGGAUGCUGGAGCCUAUCCCAGCAGUCACUGGGCGGCAGGCGGGGAGACACCCUGGACAGGCCGCCAGGCCAUCACACACACACACACACACACACACACACACACACACACACACACACACACACACACACACACACACACACACACACACACACACACAGGGACAAGUUAGUACAGUGAUUCACCUGACCUACAUGUCUUUGGACUGUGGGAGGAAACCGGAGCCCCCGGAGGAAACCCACGCAGACACGGGGAGAACAUGCAAACUCCACACAGAGGACGACCUGGGACGACCCCCACGGUUGGACUACCCCACCGGUGAUCAGACGGUGCAUAAAAACACACUCAUGACAGACGCAUGACUCCACCCUCACAUCUCUAACAGCCAUGCCAGAAAAGCUUUGCAGCAGCUGCCUCGGGGUCACGCACUGAGGCCCACCUGAGAGGAAGUUGUAGUUUCAAGCACAUCCUGUUUGGCUGAAUGCUGUAUUGCAAGGGUAGAAUUGGGACGUUUUGUCUCUCGGUCCACAUUUAUCCACCGCUGUACGGUUUGUGGACAUGUCCUUUCUUAAGACGGCGGAGGGGACUCUCUAUCAGGACCUUUAAGUUCACGUUAGCAGAGAACAAAGUGCAGGUGUAUUCUGGACACGCUCCCCUGCACCUCCGAGGUUCUGGGACUCCGUUUCUGCUGUACACGACAGGACAUUUGACCGAGGAGAGUGACCCCAUCGGAGGGACGAUACCUCACUGGGAUCUGGAAAACCUCAAAACCUACAGGGCGGGACAUGAAACAAGCCAACACAACAUCCUUUUGUGUGUUUUUUUUUUAUUUCAUAAAUUUCCUUUUUUCCAUUUUACUUUUCAAAUGUGAAUGUUCACAGUUAACACCACACAAAAUUUAAUCUUACCCGAUAAAAGAGAUAUUUUCUUCUUGUUGAUAUAAAAUAAAUUCAUCAAACUAAAUUAAAAGAACA
Lampris incognitus (smalleye Pacific opah) is the source of this 3116-nucleotide messenger RNA. RefSeq names its product forkhead box J2 (gene foxj2). Gene Ontology annotation, biological process: regulation of transcription by RNA polymerase II. Gene Ontology annotation, molecular function: RNA polymerase II cis-regulatory region sequence-specific DNA binding; DNA-binding transcription factor activity, RNA polymerase II-specific. The record is from RefSeq and is a predicted model, not a curated record. Gene Ontology annotation, cellular component: nucleus. Bases 243 to 2087 code for a protein of 614 amino acids. NCBI's taxonomy places the organism in Eukaryota, Metazoa, Chordata, Actinopteri, Lampriformes, Lampridae. The transcript is spliced from 10 exons.